UUCCUCAGUCUUUCCGCUCACUUCGCGCAGAGCGCCAGCCAGCUUGGCACCUACCUGUCGGCGUCAUAAUCACGUGGAAGUCCCCGCGAACUCGCGUGUCUUCGCAAUAUUCCCUCUGAGUUUAAGCAAUUAUUUUAACGCUGCAUUAAAACCUGAUUCCGGUGGAUUUUUUAGUGUUUGUGUUUCUAUAACUUUUACCGGUAACCUUAAAAUCAUCGCGUUGCUUUCCCGAAAGCUCAUAGUGCUUCAGUCAUAGAAAACACAACAAAAAUCGGUGUUCGAAUGCAAAUUUGAUCGUUGCUCGGGUAAUUUGCACCUGCUUAAUCCAAUAAACGAAUCCUUCUGUGGAACUCAUUCAUGAGAAAACACUCUCGUUGUUCAAGUAAAUUAUUUGCUGUGCAGAAAGCUUUAAACUGCUGAAAUUUAACGCGGCUAUUUUCUUAUUCAAGCUUUAAAAGUUUGAGGUUACAGUGUUAGCUCGUCAAAUUGCCUCUCUCAUGCUACGACGUUGAUGUACUAUCUGUCCUAAGCAAGUAAAGCUGUAAAAAGUUUUAAGUGAUCGCGUGAAGAUUUAAUUCAGUUUGAUAUAAUUUAAUCCUCAAGAAUACUUUUGUGCUUUUUCAUCCACUCUCGUCAAGUAACAAAGAAAAAGGAAUCCGUUUAGCUGCGAAUAGACGUGCAUAUCACGUAGCCAAGCGACCCAACCAUUUGAUCUUACGAAGGCUGCAAAUUCCAGACAUGGUCGUCCCUCGCUGCCUUUGAUAAGAUUCGCGCUCUACCCUCUGCAGAGUUGCAUCCUCUUCGAGAACUCUGCUUCUCUGAGCCUUCCAUCUCUCGCCAUCGAGCCAACAAGCUUUUUAAAAUGCUCUCCAGAGUCAAGCUGAAAUCCAGCUCCGCCUAGCUGGCUUCAUUCCGCGUCCUCUCCAAAAAUGGCUGUGAUAUCUAAUACACGAUACUGGUGAAUCAGCAUUUAUUGUUUGCACUCGAGACGUGAACUUGAGUCAAAUUGUCGGAAAGUUUUUGCGAGUAUGCUGAAAGAUUGUCCUGUUUGAAGGAUACAAAUAUUGUAACGUGGAUUGUUGUUAACGGGUAAUCGUGUCAAAAUUUUACGCUCAAUUCACACUGUCUAAUCCACCCCGGUGUAAUUCAACUGCAAUCAAAUUGUCCAACAGCAAAUUUUUGGAAUUCUUCCGUCCUAACUGACGCCCGGUAACGUGAUUAAAUGUCAGCGCAAUUUGGUUAACGCAAUCGUCCAACGAAAAUCCUUGCUCAAAUCAACUGUUCACACUGUUGCUAUUCGGUCAAAUUCUCUCCUGAAAUAGCAUUUUGAUCAACCGUACCAUUUUAAGCUUUAAGCCAUUUUAAGCUUAGAAGUUCACGUUGUACUCAACUUUCUUAACUUACGUACCUCUUAAUUACCAAGUUCCUUUACGUUAGCGAUAAUUUUCGCGCGUUUGUGUAUCCCUCCGUAACUCGCGUUCCUUCCGGCACCCUGUGUAAUUUUAGUGCACUGCGUGUAUUUCGCGUGUAAUCCUAGUGUAAGUUUAGUUUUUACUCCGAUUCUAGUCUUUUCUCAGUCAGGCCCCACGAUGUUGUUCUCGAGUCUGGCCGUGUGCAGUUUUUGCGCGGUGGCGUGCGUUUUUCUGUUGAGCGUGUUGCGGACGGACGCCGCGCGGGGGGUUCCGGUGCCGCAUCUAGAAGAUGUGUUGUCGAUGCAGGACCCGAGCGCACCAGAGGGCCGGCGCACAAACCCGAAGACGCAAUCCUUUGGCCCUUCCGGACGCGUUCGGAAGCCCAACAUCAUUCUCUUCCUCACCGAUGACCAGGACGUCGAGUUGGGCUCGCUGAACUACAUGCCGAAGACGCUGAAAGUGAUGCGGGACGCAGGGGCGGAGCUGCGGCACGCGUACGCGACGACUCCGAUGUGCUGCCCCUCGCGGAGCUCCAUGCUGACCGGCAUGUACAUGCACAACCACAACGUCUUCACCAACAACGACAACUGCUCCAGCCCCCUCUGGCAGCGGACCCACGAGACCCGCUCCUUCGCCACCUACCUCUCCAACGCCGGAUACCGCACAGGGUACUUCGGGAAAUACCUGAACAAGUACAACGGAAGCUACAUUCCUCCCGGGUGGCGGGAGUGGGGCGGCCUGGUCAUGAACUCCCGCUACUACAAUUACACCGUCAACCUCAACGGGAAAAAAAUCAAGCACGGCGACGACUAUCAAAAGGACUACUAUCCGGAUCUGAUAACCAAUGACUCAAUCGCCUUUUUACGACACUCAAAGAGGCAAUACUCUCGGAAGCCAGUCAUGCUGGUCAUGAGCUUCCCUUCGCCGCAUGGGCCCGAGGAUGCAGCCCCGCAAUACGCCGAUAUGUUCUUCAAUGUCACGUCACACCACACUCCAUCAUAUGACUACGCACCGAAUCCAGAUAAACAAUGGAUUCUCCAAGUGACGGGAAAAAUGAAGCCAAUCCAUCGGCAGUUCACAAACCUGCUCAUGACCAAGAGACUUCAAACCCUCCAGAGCGUCGACGCAGCUGUAGAGAGGGUAUAUCAAGAGGUGAAAGAUCUGGGAGAACUUGACAACACAUACUUCAUCUACACCUCGGAUCAUGGCUACCAUUUGGGGCAGUUCGGAUUGAUCAAGGGCAAGUCAUUUCCCUUCGAGUUUGAUGUUCGCGUUCCGUUCCUGGUCAGAGGCCCUGGAGUUGAUGCGGGCACAACGAUCGACGAGAUAGUCCUGAAUAUCGACUUGGCUCCCACUUUUCUAGAUAUGGCUGGUAUAGAGCCUCCUCCACACAUGGAUGGUCGCUCUAUUCUCAGACUUCUUGGUAAUAAACGACGCAAAGUGAACCGCAAAGUCAUCAUGAAGUGGCCUGACACAUUCCUCAUCGAAAGUAGUGGCAGGCGAGAACCAUCAGACCCACUGAAACUACUGAAGUUUAGGAGGAGGCACAAUCAACUGAACGAAACCUCUGCGGCUGAUGCACCAUCUUUCACCUCCUUAUUGAGUUCCUCUGAAGAUGGAGUCUAUGUGGGGGAUGCUGAUGAAUCAAAGCUGAGGCCGAAUGGAGACAACGAAGAAGAAGAUGGAGGUGAAGAGACCGGACCUGAGGAUGAUGAUGAUGACGAUGAAAUGACACCUGAAAAGGACACUCUCAGUGGUGCUGCCAGCGAAGCAACACCAGAUCUACUGCCAGACAACCGAUUGAUGCCAGUUGGACAUGGAGCACUGAGCAAAGCAGAAAAGCUGGCUUUAGAGUGUGCACAGCCAGAACUGAGGAGUCCUUGUCAGCCAGGCCAAAAGUGGCAUUGCGUUCUUGAAAAAAAUCGGUGGCGUAAACACAAGUGCAAAAACCGGGCUCGGCCAGCCUCUGGACAUGGUCUUGGACAGGAUCAGGUACUAGGACUCUACUCUUUCUCUCCUGCCAGAAAGUGCGCUUGCUUCACACCCAAUGGACAUAUGUACACCCGCCUUGAACCAGACGAAAGGCGUAUGCAAAGAGACUUUUUGAGGAGUCAUGUUAGCAAAGAUUUUCGGCCAAAGUUCAUCAAUGGUGUGCAAUCAAAACCAGAAACCACUGCUCACGAUUUAGCUGAUCAUUGGGGUUUAUCAAGAAGCAAACGAGACGCUGCAACUGUUGACAGCCACAUUUCAUCAAUUAUGAAUGUUAUCGAAGAUAAAAUUUCUGGUCUCCAGCCAUCUAGUGAAAAAUUGUCUAGCAGUUUAAGCUGUAAUGUCACGGAGAGAGGUGAAGUACAUUGCGCUCAGCAAAUCUAUCAAAACCCUAAAAUAUGGAGGAUGAACCGAAAGAAGGUUGAUCGGCAAAUUCGAAAACUGAGGAUGCAUUUGGAAAAGUUAAAGGACAUUCGACACCACCUUCAAAAAAACAAACCACCGCUUGUGGCUUUAGAUGAUGCAGAGGAUAACAUGCAUGGAGAAAAAUUAAACCUAAAUCCCAUGGGAUCAAAAUUUUCAACUAAUGUCACCAGAGACAGUGCUACUGAUCCAAUCACGGAAACACCAAAUGAUAAGUUAUUCGAGUCUAAUCGACAUCGGCAUCACCACCAACAAAAAGUAUUCGAUGAGCAACCAUCCACGACCACAAACCAAGUUGCUACAUCUGAAAGUUUGCUUACCACACUUGCAACAAUUCUAGCUGCUACGAAUAUCACAGACUCAUCAUUGCUAUCAGCCACUACUCCGUAUCCUGCAAACCAAGCAACCAGUCCCUCCAGUAAAAGAGAAAAGACUCACUACAUUGUGAGACCAGGAGGUAUCGAUGUAACCAUUCUGGAGCCUGUAUUAAGCCACGCCUCUGACAAUAAAGCCUCCAGCCCCCUCCUGCCAGAUACCUGCUACUGUGAACCAGACCUCUCAAACGGGAUUGACAACAAAGCCUCUGAACAGAAUGCACGCAGGAAAUUGAUAGAAGAAAAGCUGCGGAAGAAAGAGCGGAAAGCCAGGCGGAAAGCUAAGCAAGAACAAGGCUGCGGCUCCGAAAGAAUGAACUGUUUCAAUCAUGAUAAUGAGCAUUGGAGGACACCUCCAUACUGGACAAAUGGUCCCUUCUGCUUUUGCAUGAAUGCUAACAACAAUACAUACUCCUGUCUGAGGACUAUCAAUUCCACCCAUAACUUCCUUUACUGCGAAUUUGUGACCGGAUUUGUAACAUUUUACAAUCUGAAACUAGAUCCAUUUGAGCAAACGAAUCGAAUAAAUUUAUUAAAUGGACUGGAGAAAUCUUGGCUCCGCGGGACUCUUCACCAUCUGAAAAACUGUAAAGGUACAGAUGAGUGCACAGUUGGUGGUGCCUAUCAGCUACCACGAAGAUUUCCUUCAAUAUCAUUAGCUCCUAGCUUAUAUGCCCCAGCCACUGGUCAAAUAGUUUACAGAAGAGGCUCUGUGAAUCCAUCUGGAAAGAACUGGCGGCAGUCCAUCAGGGAACACAACCCGUGGAGUCACAGCCAGGUCAGGGCCAGCUAGUAUUUGGCCAGAAAAGUCAAGAAAAGAAACAGAAAAGACAAAAGUAAGAAACAAGCCCACCGUGCUCGAACAACAAUCAAGCUAGGUGAUCAGGCCAUCUCUUCCGAGAGGAGCGAUGUUAAACUGCACUGCCAAAACUGCCUGUAAAUAAUUGAGUCAUUAAUAAAAUUAAAUGUAGGUAUUGUUUUUAUGAAGAGUCAUACAAAUAUUUUUCUGUCUUAUAAGACAGACACUAUCUGGGCCCAUGAAUUUCCAUCUGUAGGUCACAAAAGUAACAUUGCUUUCUCUGUAGUUCCUUUUGUUGGAAAAACUUUCGUACGUUCUUGUAAAUUUUGUGACAAAAAUUGAAUUUGGGAACAGAAUAAUGAAGUUGAAAGAAAUUCACAAAGCGAGGAAAAAAAUAAUAAUAAAAAUGAAUGCUUUAUCAGGAUUUCACCAUUAGGUACGUGCAUCUCUGAUAUGUGCAAAUACCAACAUUUUAAAUUUUGAUUUGAAUGCUUUACAUUCCCAAAGCCUCUUCUUCAGAAUUUGAAGUCAACUUUAGUUGCUAAGCAACAAAUAGUGGCUCUGCUUUUCAGCCCGUGGAAUUAUGGGACUUCACCAAAGACACAUUUUGAUGUUGAGUCAUCAAUACGCUUUUGAAAAUUACCGCUGCUGAACUAGGACCUCAUUUUCGCAGUGCUUUAUUUAAAAACAUUAAAAACAAGCAUCUAACCAAUGACAGCAUGAUCCCUAGAUUAGAUCUUUGCUAUAUGGAAAAUGAAGGCCCAAAUAUUUCUACUGGAGCGGAUUUCACCAAUUGUAAUUCAGCAGGACAUUCAGAAAAAUUUGUUAAUCUGAUCUUUGGUAUCACAAGCCUUCAGGGAGAUGUUUUUUUUUCGAUAGAGGUUGUGAAGGUAGUGAAGGCUGUAGAAAAGUAAGGCUAAUCGUAAGUCUAACUAGGCAUGUCCAAUUGUUCACUCACAGGUUUCUGCGUUUUUUUUUUUGUUUUGAUCAAUUUUGGUUGCUAUAUUAUUAGCCGUUUUCAUCACACCCUCGUACUCACUCUGGUUUGUAGCCCAUAAGGUAGAACACAAUUGCUCAAAAGAUUUGAAGCUGACUGGUCAACCCGCAAUAAUUUAUUUCACUGAAAUGAUAAUUUGACAAGCUUUUUCGUAAGUUCUGCAAAAUGUGCCUUUAGUCCAUCUUCCAUCUUGAUAUUUCUGCCUGUAAAGAUUGAGGUUUUAUCUGCUUCAUGGUUAACACUGUAAGGAUCUCGGAAGCUGAUGUUCACAAAGUGGACUCCCGUACUACUCUGCAGACUGUGUCUGCUGCUCGCAAACAAUCAUUGAAUUUCAGUAUUGAUAGCUAAUUGUGAUAUAAACAUAGCUUUUUAGAUUAUUUCCUUGUGAUGAACGAUGACUGAAAAGAGGAAUUUUAUUUCUUCAUGAAAGUCAAAAAGAAUUCAGAAAAUGUUUAACAAAUGGUGAACAUUUGUAAUUUAUUUCAGAGUGUUUGCUUUGGAUAACUUCCGGUGUUCGCUUCAGAGACAUGAAUCCGAAACUGCUAUUUCAGCAUUUUAACUUUAUUUUCUUAGGUAAAAAGAAAACAUACAUUUGAAGACUUUCAUGUUUUAAUACAAUUCCUAUUUUUUAACUUAUGUAAAUGUAGCACUUUUAAAUUAUGUUCUUGUAAAUAUCAUAAUUGUUUUAAAUCAUUUGUGUAAAUAAAUUUCAUCAUCCUACUCCAAAUU
Molecule: messenger RNA, 6723 nt
Organism: Bemisia tabaci
Lineage: Eukaryota; Metazoa; Arthropoda; Insecta; Hemiptera; Aleyrodidae
Gene: Sulf1
Product: Extracellular sulfatase Sulf1
Molecular function (GO): glycosaminoglycan binding; N-acetylglucosamine-6-sulfatase activity
Source: RefSeq, a predicted model, not a curated record